AUGUUGCCCGAACCGCCGCCCGAUGUCGAGGCGUGCUUGGACUCGAUAACAUGUAUUCUUGGCAUAUCUCUGACCGCCAUUGUUCCUGCCAUUGCGCUUGUGAUUGUUGCGCUCCAUGUUUUGGGACUGGAGCCACCUAAAAUCCCGAUUUUUACCCAAUUUAUCACCGAAGAUGAUAUCGUAGCUGUUGAAGUUGAAGAGGCUGCGAACAAUACCAAACCAAAGGCAACACCUCCACCCGAUGCUGACAUCCCAACCGAACGCUCGUCACUGCUUCCCAACAGCGGCACCCAAGCCACUCGACCCGACAGUUGGCGCCAAAUUACAUUCACUGUUCUGGCUCUCCUGGAAACCGCUGGGUGGACUGCAGCUGUUGUUGACCGAGCAAGGCAUGGCGCAGGUCUCUUGGCUCUUGUCACCGCAAUUGUCGCACUUGUUUCUUGGGUUUACGCCGCUCUUCGUCCGAAUAUCAGGCCCUCGCGCACCCCUUACUAUGACCUCCUUACCAUUUAUUUCAGCCAUUUCCUUGCUGCAUGUGUCGCUCUCUAUGAAUCUUCUACCUCAGCUACCGGUAGUAUCGGAUUCAGCACAGACAGGCUUGCCCAUGUCAUCAGUUCACUCUUGACUUUUGUGGGAUUGGCCGCAAUCGUCAAUAUGCCACUAUCGCUGACCGGGAAGCCCGAGGUUGAUGAAGAUGGCUUGCAUCCGUCACUCGAGGACUAUUGUACUCUCUGGCAAUGGAUGACAUUCACUUGGGUCAGCCCCAUCAUUUCGUUGGGAGUUGUCCGACCUCUCGAAGAAAAAGAUGUGUGGAGACUCAGCCGGUCCAUGCGCACUCGAACUUUGAUGCGCAAAUUCCUCCAAGUCCAGCGGCCAUCGCUCCUGCGUCGCAUUCUCGUAGCAAAUGCCAUGGAUUUGUUCCUUGACGGUUCGUUAACGGUCAUAUCGACUCUCAUGAACUUUUCCGCACCUUUCUUCCUUAACCUGACUCUCCGAGCCAUGUUCGACGACCAACCAGUCUCGGCAUCGUCGGCUAGCUUUUCAACUUCUUCCCUUACCGACAAUCUUCAUUUUUAUGCCUCUGUUUCUCUAGAUUCGAUAUUCCUGCCCACUUGGGUUCGCACUUUUGGAGGCGCAGAACAAGCCUUUACCAGUGCCACAGAGUCCCCUCGCAAACUGCAGCGUAGUGAUGCCUACUUCUUUGCCAUCGCCGCAUUCGUUUGCCAACUCAUCAAGUCCCAGAGCGAUUUGCAACACUUGUACUUUUCCCGUCGAGCUUCGGUUCGUGUCAAGGGAGAGCUUGUUGCAAGCGUUUACGAAAAGGCAUUGAAACGCAAGGACGUGACCGGCGCUGUCCAAAAGAACCAAGAGAAGGAUGUGAAGGGCAAGGGCAAGGGAAAAGCAGCCAAGCCUGAAGAUCCCCAAGACUCGUCCAGCGCAGACGUCGGAAAGAUUGUAUCCCUUAUUGCGGCCGACUCGGAGCGUGUGUCAAGGUUCGUCUCUAUGGGUCCUUUCAUCUACGAUGCCCCGCUUAGUAUCAUUAUCGCUUGCACUAUGCUCUACAACCUCAUGGGGUGGACUGCGUUUGCUGGAUACGUUGCCUUGCUUAUCGCGCUGCCUAUCAACACAGUUAUCGUGCGCCGUACCUCUUCGUUCCAACGAUCCGUCUCGUCCAUGCGUGAUCGCCGUAUGAGGGCUAUGAACGAAGCAAUCCAGUCCAUCAAAUUUAUCAAGUUCUCGGCCUGGGAAUCCCGCUGGAUCAAUCGUGUUCUCGAGGCUCGGAGCGACGAACUCAAGUGGCUCCGCAAACUCAAAAUAUCGUUCUUUUUCCUCGGGAUGAUGUGGGACAUUGUCCCUAUUUUGGUUUCGGCUAUUAGCUUUUCAUGCUUUACUCUGAUAGCCAAGAGACAGCUGACGGUGGAUAUUGCUUUCCCGUGCAUUACGGUCUUUAGCAUGUUGAGCCAGAGUUUGACGGCUCUUCCGAUGAUCGCGAAUUGGUUCGUGAUGUGCAUGGUCGCUGUCAAGCGCAUCGAAAAGUAUCUUUCCGAGGAAGAAGUGCCAGAAUACGUAUCGUCUCUCAGGCGUGCUGCACCUUCCCCACACGAACCCGUCGACUCCCGCAUCGGCUGCGCAGGCGCCACGUUCCGUUGGCCCGAAGCGCCCACCGACGACGCGCAGAAAAAGGAAACCAAACCUGGGUUCUUUUCCAAGAUCGGCUCCGCCUGGGGGUCUCUCACCGGGUUCAUCGGCCGCGUAUUCGUUCUGCUGAGGUUAAAGAAAAGGCCUGAAGAAGUUCCUAAAGGUGACGAUGGUGACGAUCGCACCGAACCUGAAGAUGUCCCCGAAAAGCCGUUCGAGUUGAAGAAUGUGAGCAUUGUGUUUCCCGAGGGUGUCAUGUCGCUUGUGUCCGGACCUACGGGAAGUGGGAAAUCGUCCUUGCUUGCCGCGCUCUUGGGCGAGAUGGAUCGUAUCGAGGGCGAAGUGUAUCUUCCAAAGGAGCCGACCCGCUUGAACGAGAAGACUGGACUCCCGAUGACGAUUAGUUAUUGCGCGCAGCAACCCUGGUUGGAGCAUAAAACUAUCAAGGAUAACAUCUUGUUUGGGUCUCCGUAUGAUAAGGAGCGUUAUGAGGCUACAUUGAGUUGUUGCGCUCUGUUGCCCGAUCUUGCCGUUCUGGAAGAUGGCGACCAAACGGAAAUCGGAGAGAAGGGUGUGUCUUUAUCUGGAGGCCAAAAGGCUCGAGUUGCUCUCGCACGUGCUGUAUACGCUCGAACCCAGGUCGUAUUAAUGGACGACGUUUUGUCCGCUGUUGACUCUCAUACUGCCGAGCUUAUCGUCAAACGCUGCUUCCUGGGGCCUCUUAUGAAGCACCGUACCGUUAUUUUGGUGACCCACCAUGUUGACCUUGUCCUUCCCGCGGUCUCCUGGGUCGUCAAGCUUUACGAAGGCCAAGUUGAAUCCCAGGGCACGGUUGCACAACUCCGUGAAUCAGGAGCACUAUCGUCCAUCCGCGCGGGGCAGAAAGAAAUCGAGUUGACAGAGGAAGUGAUCACGACCGAGAGCGGAGAGGACCAAACCGGCGGGCCAAAGGAUCCGAACAAGACUGCGAGGAAGUUGGUGGAGGACGAAAAGAAGGCCAGCGGAAGCGUCGGUAUCGCUGUUUACAAGACUUAUUUGUCUGCGGCUUCCUACGUCCUGUUCUGCUUCCUGGUUCUGUUCCUGCUCUCGGAUGAGUUGUCCAAGUUGUUCCAAAAGUUCUGGAUCAAGUAUUGGAGCGAGAGUUAUAUGACUCAGGACGCCCAGGUUUACACUUCAAGCGGAUGGCUCGAGUGGAAGUUCCCUCCUGCCAACCAAAAUGUUCUUCCCUACCUGUUGGUCUAUAUUGGAAUUCAGGCAUGGAUCUCUUUUAUCAAUAUUAUCAGCCAAAUCCCUAGCAUCAUGUCAACUUUGCGAGCCUCUCGAUUGCUCUACGAAAAAAUGCUGAGAUCCGUGAUGCGCUCUCCAAGUCGGUUCUUUGACAAGACUCCUUCAGGGCGUAUAUUGAACCGAUUCAGCAAAGACAUUGACACUAUCGAUGGAGGCCUUCAAGAUUUCAUGAUACAAGUGCUCAGUCAGAUGAUCACACUCUCAGUCGCAGUCGGUACCAUCGUUUAUGCUGUUCCGGUUUUCAUCGUACCUGCGAUUGUGAUCGCAUACAUUCACUUGUGGUUUGCCCGUGGCUACAUCAAUGCGUCGCGUGAUCUCCGCCGCAUUGAGUCAAACACCCGGUCUCCUAUCGUUUCAUCGUUCAGCGAGCUUGUUGUUGGCAUCGUCACCGUCCGUGCAUUCGGUUCGGAAAAGUCGUUCCUAAACAACAUGUACAAGCGCGUCGAUCGUACCCAGGCUGCCACUCAUUACUACUGGAUGUGUAACCGUUGGCUGUUGUUCCGCUUCGAUUCCCUGGGAGCAUUGUCAGUUCUUAUUGCCACUGCUGGAUCCUUACUGGGAGGAGCUUCGGCUGGGUUGGCCGGUAUUGUUAUUGUUCAAGCUCAAGCCUAUGUCCGAGGGCUGUACUGGGGUCUCCGAUUCUGGACCGAACUCGAACAAUCUCUUAACUCUGUCGAACGUGUGCAAGAAUAUUUAGAUCUUCCCUCAGAACCUCCUGCGGUUAUCGAGUCUCACCGACCUCCCGCUGCUUGGCCAUCCGCCACAAAAGGCACGCUGGCGUUCGAGGAUUUAGAAUUGAAAUAUUCUCCCGAAUUGGAACCUGUCUUGAAAGGUGUUUCUUUCGAAACCAAGCCCGCCGAAAGAAUCGGAAUUGUUGGUCGAACAGGAUCUGGAAAGUCGACCUUGGCUUUAGCACUCUUUAGGUUUGUUGAUCCUUCUGCUGGAAAAAUUAUUCUGGACGGUAUCGAUAUUACUACCAUUGGGCUCGAUGACUUGAGGUCACAGUUGACGCUCAUUCCUCAAGAUGCGGUUUUAUUCAAUGGAACUAUCCGUGAAAACUUGGACCCCUUCAACGAAUAUACCGACGCGGAAUGUAUCGAGGCCCUUCAACGUGUCCAUCUGAGAACAACCGACAGUCCUGGGCGCUCUCUCGCCACAAGCCGUGCGGCAUCCAUUAAAGAUGGUGCAACAACCCCCCUCAUCGCCGGAAUAGUUCAACCUGAAGAUGCGUCUCACGAUGUUUCUCAAAAGGCUAUUACUGUGCCGGAAGAGCCAGCUAGCGAUGAUUCAGAAACAUUGGUUGCCACUGCUGCCUCUGCAGCACCCAGCACUCCAGGAGGAACCGGUUCUGGACGUACAAUCUUCACUCUUGAGACCAAGGUCAGCGAAGGAGUUACUGUCGAUGGCAAGAGCUCUCUUGCGAAAAUCCAGUGUAUCGUUAUGGAUGAAUCCACAGCAUCGGUCGAUUUUGAAACUGAUGCCAAGAUCCAAACGACGAUUCGCGAAGAAUUUAACCAGAGCAUCUUAUUGACGAUUGCCCACCGACUCCGCACUAUCAUAGAUAACGAUCGUAUUCUGGUUCUUAACGCUGGUCGUGUGGUUGAAUUUGAUACCCCAGCCAAUCUCUUGAAGAAACCGGAUGGUGUCUUCCACGAAAUGUGCAAAAAGAGUGGUGAUUAUGACGAGUUGCUCGAGAUGGCAGAAUCCAAGGCUCGUUCGUAG
Molecule: messenger RNA, 5148 nt
Organism: Rhizoctonia solani
Lineage: Eukaryota; Fungi; Basidiomycota; Agaricomycetes; Cantharellales; Ceratobasidiaceae
Product: ABC transporter transmembrane region
Exons: 30
Coding region: 1-5148 (1715 amino acids)
Biological process (GO): transmembrane transport
Cellular component (GO): fungal-type vacuole; membrane
Molecular function (GO): ATP binding; ABC-type peptide transporter activity; ATP hydrolysis activity
Source: RefSeq, a predicted model, not a curated record